Messenger RNA from Letharia lupina, 858 nucleotides. RefSeq lists its product as uncharacterized. The record is from RefSeq and is a predicted model, not a curated record. The transcript has 2 exons. Bases 1 to 858 code for a protein of 285 amino acids. NCBI's taxonomy places the organism in Eukaryota, Fungi, Ascomycota, Lecanoromycetes, Lecanorales, Parmeliaceae.
AUGUUUGCCGUCACCUUCCUCCUCCUGACCCUCUACUCCCCCCUCCUCCUCCUCGCCCAACAAGCCUGCUACUAUCCCGAUGGCACGGAAGCAACAGCCGACACACCAUGCAACAGCUCGGCGUCGAACACCCCGACCGACGCUUCCUCGUGCUGCCACGACAGCUCAAACUCCUACUGCCAAGACAACAACCUCUGCACCUGGAACGGAGCCAUGUACCGGGGAGCAUGCACGGACAAGACAUGGAAGAGCCCAAACUGCCCCCAGCAGUGUACCGAAGCUCAACGCAACACAGCCAUGAACAUCUUCCCCUGCCCCGCCUCCGGCGUCUGGGAAUGCGAACGCGGCAGCGCCUGCGCCUCCAACUUCACCCUCCCCACCUUCGGCCUCCUCCUGCGCGACUCCCAGCUCCCGGGCGCCCAACCCGACGGCAUCGGGCUCGCCGACCCCUCCGCCUCCUCCUCCUCCAACGCCUCCGCCGCUCCGGCGACCGUGACCGCGACCGCCGGGGCCACGGCCACGUCCUCCACCCCGACGGCGACGGCGACCGCGUCGACGGGCUCCGACGCCUUGGCCGUGGGCCUCGGCGUCGGCAUACCGCUCGGGGUGCUCCUGGUGGCGUGCGUCGCGCUGCUGGUCCGGCAGCAGCGGAGGUUGAAAGCGGAGAGGGCGGUGGCGGCGCCGGUGGGGGGUCCGGAGGGCAAGGGCGGGGGCUACAAGGGGCGGGAGCCGGGGACGUGGGGCGCGCAGGAGUUGCCGGAGCAGGGGGCGGUGCCGGAGCUGAGCGAGGACAAGAACCGUGUCCAUGAGUUGGGGGGGAACUACAUGCCCGGGUCGCCGCCGCCGUUGUCGAGAUAG